This is a messenger RNA of Stylophora pistillata, 2290 nucleotides long. Its product is annotated as transmembrane protein 116. Gene Ontology annotation, cellular component: plasma membrane. Gene Ontology annotation, molecular function: G protein-coupled receptor activity. NCBI's taxonomy places the organism in Eukaryota, Metazoa, Cnidaria, Anthozoa, Scleractinia, Pocilloporidae. The record is from RefSeq and is a predicted model, not a curated record. Gene Ontology annotation, biological process: adenylate cyclase-activating G protein-coupled receptor signaling pathway.
CCUGGUAACUACUGACUCGAAAUUAUAAUGGCGAUUUUCCUCAUUUGACAACUGCCUCCAUGCGUUUUAGUUACAUCGAGUGAUUCGCCAUUUUAUAGAGUUUGGUCGUUUUCUGGGUUCACAGGAGUAGGAGGAAAGAUUUACAUAAGAGACAAGUCGCACACGAAGGAUUAUUGGCUUCUGACCAAUUAAGUUGUACAUCGCUCACUACUAACUGUGAAUGACCGGUGACUGCGCUCGUACAUCGCCGACGCUACCAUGUCAAACUACAUUGGAAGCUCAAUUGCCAACAAUACGUCUGUGCAAAAAUCUAUGUCACUAAUAUGUCCCAUCCAAAGCAAUGAAAAGAAAAGGGAUAUUGCCAUUAUUUACCUGGUGACCUCAGGACUAAGCAUCCUGGGAGCUAGCUCAGUGAUCAUUUUUUCGGUCUUGAAAAGAAUUGUAAGAAGUCCAGAGGUGCACCCUUUGUUUCACUUAGCCUUGGCAGAUCUGAUUUUAGCUUCUCUCUGGUUUGCUGGGGCUUGUCGUUGGUUUCAGAAAUAUGAUUCUUUUGCAUGUUUUUACUUAGAUGUAGUAGCAGAGAUGGCACACCUGGCAUCAUUCUUUUUGACAGUCAACUAUGGUUUAAAUGCAUACAUCAGACUCAGAGGAAAGACUAAAAGUAUAGCUAAUUUUCAGUUACCUUCAGUUUCUUCAACAACAUCUUAUGUAUGGUCUACAAGGAUAUUAUAUGCAUUGUGUUGGUUAGUGCCUGUUGCAAUUAUGUUGCCUUUGCUGUUGCAUGUGUAUGAUGAAGAAAACUCCCCACCUGACAACUGCACUCGUUGCCUUUUACUCUUUGAUCGACCAAAGCCAAAGGAUGGUGAAACAUCAUCACAUUCAAUAUGGAAGGUGUAUGGUUCUAUUGCACUGGUUGCGACACUUGCUUUCUCCAUCGUGGCGCUCAUGGUGGUGUAUUUUUUAACGGUCAGAACGUACAGAAAAGCUGUCCUUCAUUCGGGAGUAUUAACAGAUCUUCAGCGGGUCAGCAUUGAUGCUAUUCGCAACAAAGUCUUUCUUUACAUACUGGUGUUCUUGCUAUGCUGGAGCCCAGCCCUCGUGGUAGCAUCCUGUGACAUCGCUCCCAGCAUAACUAUAACUAACCUACAUCAUUGGUUCCUUGUGUUCCUCUUUCAGGGUUUUACCGCACCCAUGCAGGGUUUUUUCAACUGUAUAGUCUAUGGCUGGGCCAGGAAAAACUUUCGUGAAGCUCCAGAACAGCGUAAAAAUUUACUGCUGGAGAGUGAAGACAACUUCCGGUUUCCUAGGUCUCGACGGACCUCAUAUGGAUCACUUCGUUCGAUGACAAGUCAAAAGGGUGGGGGAGAGGGGGGAUCCUGAUCCCGUUUUACACCCGUCAUGCAUGUUUUAAGCAGCAAUUUACGAAUUUAAAAGGAAAGCGUCAUUCUCUCUUCUUUUGUGGGAGGUUUCAGAAAAUCCUGAGGUCGUCACUACAUCAAAAAAAUAUUCUCCGGUUACGUUUAUUCCAGGAGCAAAUCACGUCUCACGCUGGUUCAUAGAUUCACGAAUCUCGCUCACCUUUCUGUAAAAUUCACGCUUCACUUCUUAAAAUUAGCCUUAAUCAAGCGUCACGGUCCAACCCUUUGCAAAUUUCUCCGGACGACGAAAAAUAAUUCAUUUUCUUUCACCUUGCCUAGUUUCAUAAACUCUUAACUUGUAAUAAGUUUGUUGAUAUGUCUCUUUUAUUCAUGAAUCCUGUGAUGGAAAAAGAGUGUUAUUUAAACAAAGUUUAAGAAAAGCAUUGCUUAAGACUUAGCAAGCCAAGAAUUGUUUUCAAGAUAUUUGAGGAAGAUUGUUAAAGUACAUAAUUUAUUAAAAGCCCUUUAGUUUUUUUUGUCGCAGACUAAAGAAGAAAACUAUUUGACGACAGGCACUUGUGGGACGAACUAAGUGUUGAAUGAGAAAUCGGCAACCCAUUCCUCUCAGAAUCAAUUUGAAUCCAUACACGCUCAGUUAAACCUUUUGUUUUCAGCUGGUUCCCAAACUAAAUAUAUUUUUGGUCCGUAUAUUUUCUGUACGAAAGCUAUAAGCAGUUUAACAAUAUGAAUACUAAAGAGAUGUUUGUAAAUAUUUUAAGUUUUCUACAAUUUAGAUGAGUAUACUGUAUGUACUAAGUAAUAAACAGAUGUUUAUUUAGGCUAUAUCUGUCCAGUAACGUACGUUUGCAACAUUUUUGCUGAUGUCGUGUUUUACAGUAUAUGUAAAAAUAAAUGUAAUUUUAACUUUUUCA